AUGGAUGGAUCGUUUUGCGUAAAGAUGUUGAUGGAUGGAUACACUUUAUAUGUGGAUUCGUCAAAAAUAAAAUUUUGGAACCAGGCAAAUAAAAUGCUUAAGCGAAAGAGCAGUGCCUUCUUGGCUCAGUUGGCAGAGCGUCUGCCUAGUAAGCAGAAGAUGUUUAAGAUGGUGAAUAUACUUGUAGAAGAUAUUACUGGACAACAGACAUCUAAGACAUAUUAUCUUACAAGUGCCAUAAAAGAAAUACCAGAUCAAGACUUGACAGUUGUGCCCAAAUUCUUAUCAGCCAAUCAGGAAGACGAUUACACAGAAUUCUCUUUUGAGAACGACGACCAAAGUUACACUGUCAGAUAUAGUAAUUUAUUUUUAACAUCUGUGGAUUUUAUCCCUGCUGUCUACAAGUUAACCCUGCUCAGCCUGCAACAGAGGAUAGUUAAUCUCUCCCAGAAACUUCAAAUAAGACCGUGUUUGACCUCAUUCCCAGAUGUUGUUUCUGCUGAAGCAACUGGAAAUAGUGAACUGGAAGACGCCAUUGACAAAGAAGACGUUUUGCAUUCCAAAGACAAUGAGGAUGCAGAACAAGCUGCUAGUAUGGAAGAUAUCUCUGAGGUCAGUACUAGUCAAUUCUGGUCUAUAGAUGUGACCUGUCUUCUCUUGAAAGUUAUUUUGCAAACAGACCAUCAUAACUUGGUUAAAGCUGCAGCUUUCAAGGCUGAAACUGACUUUGAAAACUUGUCAUUAUCCUUCAAGUUGACAGUGGAUAGCAACAAAUGCAACACGAAGUUCAAGUUGUUGAAAACUAGUUUCAAAGUAAAUUUGGACAGAGUAUAUGCUCAAACAGGCCAUAAUGCAUACCUACCUCAUAUGUGCUGGUUCAACAAAAUGCGUGAGAUUAUGUUGAACAAUCUCACGUACAGUAUUCCGUGCUUGGUUUUGACUGGAACUAUGUCCCAAGGAGCAACAAUCACGCGUACAUCAAUGACUGGAAGAAUAACCAGAGAGCAUGUUGAAACUUUCCAGCCUUUGGAAAUUCUUGAGGAAGAACAAGUGGUAGCUGAGGAGCCAGCAACAGAGGAACCUAUAGCCAAGGAGCCAGUAACUGAGGAGCCAGCAACAGAGGAACCUAUAGUCAAGGAGCCAGUAACUGAGGAGCCUGCAGCUGAGGAUCUAGUAGCCAACAGCUAUAGUUCCCUCCCGCCUAAUGUGCUCUUGCAUGUAGCACCUGCACAUGAUCGAUUGCCUGCUGGUGAUUGUUAUGAUUCCAUGUUGGAGCUUAUGGGCUCAGCAUAUGCAGCAAUGAGAGAAGAUAUCCGUGUAUCUACACAGGAGCUUACAGAAGUAUUUCUUGGUACAGCUGAAGAAAGAGAAGAAAAGAAAAGAGGAGUAGCCUUGGAGUUAGAGUUGAGAACGAUAGAGAUGAAUUCAUUUGUGAAGGAGAAUGAGGAGAAAUCACUGGAGCAUGCAAGACGGGCAAGACUAGAUGAGAAGAGAGCAGUGGAGCACAAAAGAAAGACAAGAAGAGACAACAAGUUCCUUGCUGAUCACAAAAGGAUUACAGACCUUCUGUCUAAGUUUGUUAAUAGAAACAUUGUAGACAGUAGCACCCAAAGCAAUGACAAUGGUGAAGCAUAA
Phycomyces blakesleeanus NRRL 1555(-) is the source of this 1635-nucleotide messenger RNA. RefSeq lists its product as hypothetical. NCBI's taxonomy places the organism in Eukaryota, Fungi, Mucoromycota, Mucoromycetes, Mucorales, Phycomycetaceae. The transcript has 6 exons. The coding region runs from base 1 to 1635 and encodes 544 amino acids. The record is from RefSeq and is a predicted model, not a curated record.